AUGUGUUUGUCUUCGAUAGAUCUUCAGUUUGAUCCUUCCAACUGCGGCCCGGGUCUCUCUAUAUUGGAGGACAACACUCAUCUUCGACGAAUUGCACCGAAUAAUCGUGCUCAUUACACAUGCCGUAUUGCGACGCCCGGUUGGUCAAAAGGAAAACACUAUUGGUCGAUAAGGAUCAAUAAUCGCGGUUCGGAUGGUUAUAUGACGCUGGGCAUUGUGAAUGACAACUUUGAUUUCAGUAAAGACAACUAUCCAGGGUUGUCACCUGGCGGAUAUGGCUAUUACGUCCAUAAUGGCCAUGCUUUCAUCUCUGGAUCAGGUGCUACUUUCAAUUCGAAUGUACCUCGCAACGGCGAUAUUAUUGGUAUUUUACUUGACUUAGACGAGCGCACAUUGACAUACUUCAAUAAUGGACAAAGUCUUGGUUGCGCAUCUGGACAACUUGCUGUUCUUUCUGAUGUGAUCAAGUAUUUCCCGGCUGUUGCAUUCUACGAGCUUGGCCAUUGGAGAGUAGGUUGGGAAACACUUGCUUAUGCCUUUGGUGCCGUUGCUGCAAGUAUUCUUCUGGCAAAAACAGCUGAACAAGUCAUUGGCGAAAAGAAAAAAGGUUCGAUUCGUCAAGAAUUUCCUGGUGAAUGGCUUGGAGAGACGCUCGAAAGUAUUGAGAAGGCAGCAAAAACCGGCGAUCAAAGCGCACGAAAAGCUAAGACACUUCUCAAUGAUAAACGAUUUGACACAGAUACAAAAAAUUAA
Rotaria sp. Silwood2 is the source of this 753-nucleotide messenger RNA. Lineage: Eukaryota; Metazoa; Rotifera; Eurotatoria; Philodinida; Philodinidae. The record is from the annotation of a GenBank genome assembly.